Molecule: messenger RNA, 1596 nt
Organism: Solea solea (common sole)
Lineage: Eukaryota; Metazoa; Chordata; Actinopteri; Pleuronectiformes; Soleidae
Product: prohibitin-2-like
Exons: 11
Coding region: 84-1061 (325 amino acids)
Biological process (GO): mitochondrion organization
Cellular component (GO): membrane; mitochondrion
Source: RefSeq, a predicted model, not a curated record
UCCCAUGUCGCCCCUCGCUCAGGAGGAAGUGCGUCAUCACCCGUGACCUUGUACCCCGGUGUUUGAAGAGACAGAGGACGAGCAUGGCGAAUAAAGAUCCCGGUGGUUUCCUGCAGCAGCUGCGACAGAUCGCAGGUAGGAUGUCUUCUGGACCUCGUGGGACAGGGAUCGGUAUCAAACUGCUGAUUGGUGCUGGAGCUCUGGCUUAUGGACUGAAGGAAGCCACAUACACAGCGGUGCAUCAGCUUUCCAGAGAGGGAGCUGCGGGUCUGAGAGCUGACGUGCCAAUGACGUCACUUCCAGUGGAGGGAGGUCAGAGGGCGAUCGUCUUCAACAGGAUUGGUGGGAUCCAGAUGGACACGGUACUCGCUGAGGGACUUCACUUCAGGAUUCCCUGGUUCCAGUAUCCGAUCAUCUAUGACAUCAGAGCCAGACCCAGAAAAAUCUCCUCACUCACAGGAAGCAAAGAUCUUCAGAUGGUGAACCUCACAUUGCGAGUUUUGUCUCGUCCUCUGGCGUCCAACCUUCCUUUCCUCUACCAGCAUCUGGGACAAGACUAUGACGAGCGCGUCCUCCCGUCCAUCGUCAACGAGGUUCUGAAGAGUGUGGUGGCAAAAUUCAACGCUUCACAGCUCAUCACACAGAGAGCACAGGUGUCCCUGCUGAUCCGAAGAGAGCUGUAUGACCGAGCCAAAGACUUCAACAUCAUCCUGGACGAUGUGGCCAUCACUGACCUCAGCUUCAGUCGAGAGUACACCGCCGCCGUGGAGGCCAAACAAGUCGCCCAGCAGGAGGCGCAGCGAGCUCAGUUCUAUGUGGAGAAGGCCAAACAGGACCAGAGACAGAAGAUCAUCCAGGCUGAAGGAGAAGCUCAGGCUGCAAAGAUGCUGGGCGAGGCUGUGACGAAGAACCCAGGUUACCUGAAACUGAGGAGGAUCAGAGCGGCACAGACCAUCGCUAAGACGGUGGCGCAGUCUCAAAACAAAGUGUACCUGAAUGCGGACAGUCUGGUACUCAACGUGCAGGACUGCGACAAGUUCAAUUUGUCGCUGGCGAAGUGAAGACCACGCCCCCUCCUCAGUGUGAAAUCAUCAUUCCUCCAGAGAAAUGAAAUCCCCUGGUUCCUCUCACUUCUCUGAGGAUCUCGGUCGGGUCACAAACUGGGUCUUUUAUUUUGAAAGGCUCCUCUUGUGUUGGAAGAUGCCCAAGUCUGUCGUUCGUUUGUUUUUCAUCACGUUUUUGUUGUUUGUUUUGUUUACAGUGAAGAAUCGGACUUUAAAUAUUUGUCAGGAAACACUUUACACUUCGUCAUGAUUAACCUUUCAUUGUUACUGUCAUUAAAGCGUUAAACGGCGACUGUUCUGCAGGUGUUUUUGUUUGAACAUAAAUAUUCGGCCGCGUCCCAUUUCUGCUGUUAUUAAAGCGUUAAACCGCGACUGUUCUGCAGGUGUUUUUGUUUGAACAUAAAUAUUCGGCCGCGUCCCAUUUCUGCUGUUAUUAAAGCGUUAAACCGCGACUGUUCUGCAGGUGUUUUUGUUAAAACGUAAAUAUUCGGGUGCGUUCCAUUUCUACUGUCAUUAAAGCGUUUAACGGCGA